CCAAUCAUAGAUUUAAUGUAGCACGUGUGACCCCGCCUACCGGGACUAACCCCGCCCCCGCGGUUUCAGCAUGUGGACUCGACGUUAGCGAGAUGUUUUAGCUGAAAGUUAACGGGUUUGGACCGGUUCGGAGGGGAGAUGACCUCUAAAGACCCGAGCUGGUCGGUGGCGGUCGCGGCGGGUCGGCUCCUGAUAGACCUGAUGCAGUCGGACUGGGAGCCUCUGUCUCACUGCGAGCUGGAGCAGCGUCUGGACCGGGCCGUGGAGGAAAUCCUGGAGGCGGAGCUGAUGUCCGGCGGGCAGGCACCGGCACCGGGACCGGGUGGGUGUGUGUUCACGCAGUUCUCUCGGCAGGAGGAGACGAUCCCACACCCGGCAGCACACACUGUGACCUCUCACCCGGCCGCUGAGAUAGAGGAGAACCCCACAGUGCAGUACAUCACGUCUCUUCUACAGAAGCUGAAGUGGGGUCACAGUCAGAGGCGUUUGACGGGGAGAGCUCGCUUGUCCUUGUCCCAGACGGUGUGCCUGUCUCUCACGCUGCUCUCCACUCGUCUCAGCUAUCGCUCCGUGUCCUCCACCUUCCGCCUGGAGAAAGGGAACAUCCACCGCAUCUUCUUUUCCUUCUGCCACAGAGUCAACACACUGCAGGCUCACAUCAUCCGCUGGCCCACCGGUCAGGAGGCGUCGGACCUCCUGCUCACCUUCUCCAGCUGGCCGGGUUGGGAUGAGAAGCUCGAGCAGAAGGGUCUCCCUAAAGUGUUGGGCGUGUUGGGCCACACCCGCAUCCCGAUCCGCCUUCCCGCCAGCAAGCAGGACUCGGAGCGCGGUGCUCCGCACGCCAAGCGGCUCAGGAAGCAGCCUCACCCGGACUCGUGGUUAAACCUGGAGCUGGCGUGCGACGCAGAAGGUCGCUUCAUCCACUGCAGCGUCAGCCGAGGUUCUCAGAGGAACCGAGGCGGCGCUCUGAGUCAGAGACUAGCGCAGCACCCGGAGCUCCUCCCUCCCGGAACCUGCCUGCUAGCCGGAGCGGGAUACCCCCUCACGCAGCACAUCCUCACCCCGUUCCGUCCCGCACAGAACCCGCAGGAGAACCUCUACAACACAGCGGUGGAGACGCACCUGAGGAGGCUGGAGCAGGCCGUGGCCGACCUGAAGGAGCGCUUCGGAAGACUCCUCUAUCUGGACAUGGGGAAGAGCGAGCGGGCCGGAGCCGUGGUGCUGACCUGCUGCAUACUUCAUAACGCACUGCUCCAUGCCGGCUACGUCAUCAAGGGGCAGGUGGGGAACCACACCGGGGCUGACGUGGUGGAGGAGGAGGAGGAGGAGGAGGAGGGAACGAAAGAUGAAGCUGGAGUCAGACUGAGAGAAACGGUCGCUAAUCUGCUGUACGGUGCUGUGGAGUCGGAGUAACGUGAGGGGAAAAACCUGAGUUGUUGAUAUUUAUUUAACGUCUACAAAAAUAAACAACAGAAAACCGCAAUAAAUUUAAAAACACACAAUAAUUCUAUCUAUUUCUAAUAAAAAAUAAACAACUUUUUUUUUUUUUUUUUUUAAAACAUUUUGUAACAAAAAAAAAAUCCUUAAAAAUAUCUCACGAUAUCUCAGAAAAUCUGCACUUUGAAACGUACGACCGAAAAUGGAUCGAGUUUAACUUUAACACGAAUGCAGACGGAAAUGUGGAAAAUGUUUGAAACAAUUUAAAAAAUAUGUAGAAUUAAAUAAACGUCUUUGAAUGAAGACUCGUAGAUGUGAACAGCUAAAUUAUUGCCACAGUGUGGGGAUGAACUUUCAGAGGGGUCACGUCCUCGGGUCACGUCCUCGGGUCACGUCCUCGGGUCACGUCCUCGGGUCACGUCCUCGGGUCACGUCCUCGGGUCACGUCCUCCGCUCUUCACCUGCUGGUUUCCCGCAGUCCGACUCGGGUUCGCUCCGCGUCGCCGCACAUGAAAGUGGAACUUGAUAUCGUUUUAAAUGCAUUUCCCCUACACAACGAACACGCUUACACGAGGAGACACUCGCUGUUCAGGUGCACUGAGGGGCUGACCUCUGACCUUUUACCCUUAAAAAAAAUUAUCUCCAUGAUUCUCAAAAAAAACCAAAAAAAGCACCAGUUCCUCACACGCCGCAGGAUCACGUGUGCACGUGUAAAAUCACUCCGCCUCAGAUUCGACCCGUCACCAUUACAUGGUGGUGUUUUCCCUUUUUUUUUUUCUUCCUUGGCAUCAUAAAUUUGCCGUAGUGGAGAAGAAAGCAGCAGAAAAGGCCUCUUCAGGCGGGGUUAGUUUUACACGGGGAGGAGGGGCACGUUCCUGUGUGAACCGACGAUCGUCAUCACAGACGUCCGCAGCGACAGUUACUACACAGACGAGAGAACGUUCCUCCUGACGUUCUGCUCAUCGACGCCGUUCCAGAACAAUCUGUUCGCUCCGAACUUCUGGAUGAGCGCGUCAUGUGACGGAUCCCCUCUUUUAAAAUUGUGUUUUAUAUCCUACUACUCGCCUGGUCUGUUCAGAGGAAACGUAUUUCUGUAUUAUUGUGUGUAGCAGAUGCGAGUGUUCAGUGGAAAAACUUUCCUUUCUGUAACAGAAUAAAAACCAUGUCGAAUUUUCUAAAGAAUGUUUUUAAAAAUAAUAAAAGCUCGUCAUUUACAAACGACGUCACGGCUUGAUAACA
Messenger RNA from Ictalurus punctatus (channel catfish), 2676 nucleotides. RefSeq lists its product as uncharacterized. Bases 139 to 1413 code for a protein of 424 amino acids. The record is from RefSeq and is a predicted model, not a curated record. The transcript is spliced from 4 exons. Lineage: Eukaryota; Metazoa; Chordata; Actinopteri; Siluriformes; Ictaluridae.